Photinus pyralis (common eastern firefly) is the source of this 1763-nucleotide messenger RNA. Its product is annotated as alpha-L-fucosidase-like. The coding region runs from base 198 to 1496 and encodes 432 amino acids. Gene Ontology annotation, cellular component: lysosome. The record is from RefSeq and is a predicted model, not a curated record. Gene Ontology annotation, molecular function: alpha-L-fucosidase activity. NCBI's taxonomy places the organism in Eukaryota, Metazoa, Arthropoda, Insecta, Coleoptera, Lampyridae. Gene Ontology annotation, biological process: glycoside catabolic process; fucose metabolic process. The transcript is spliced from 5 exons.
GAAAUAAGGAUUUCAUUCCAAUAUCUACUCGGUGCAUAUCUUCAUUCCAGCUGGCAAUUUUAAUUUUUGUGUUUGCGACAAGGACGAGGUCAUACUAUUAUUGUUUAAUAAAGUAUUCGUGCGCAUGGUUAGAUUUAGGCUGACGCAAUAGGAAUUUCCCCGGUGCCGGUCAACAAGCAACAAUAAUCAUCGUAGUAAUGGAAGAUAAAUUUAAAGCCACUUGGGAGAGUUUAGAUAAAAGACCCAUUCCUCAGUGGUACGAUGACGCAAAGUUUGGUAUCCUGUUACAUUGGGGCGUAUAUUCCGUACCGGGGAUUGGAUCCGAAUGGUUUUGGAAGAAUUGGUCAGACGGAGAUCAAGAUGCCGUGUCGUAUAUGACACGGAACUACCCUCCAAACUUUACGUAUCAAGACCUCGCUAGGGAUUUUACCGCGAAUUUGUACGAGCCAGAAUCAUGGGCGACACUUUUUGAAAAAUCUGGCGCGAAAUACGUGAUUCUUACUGGUAAACAUCACGAUGGCUACGCACUUUGGCCUUCUCAGUCGGCAUUCUGUUGGAAUGCCAAAGAGGUAGGCCCCCAUAGAGAUGCUCUAGGUGAACUUUGUAUGGCCGUUCGUAGAAAAACAGCCUUAAAGUUUGGCAUCUACUACUCCCAGUACGAGUGGUUUCAUCCACAGUACCAGAGUGACAAACUUCAGAACUACACCGAAGACAAGUUCGUAUCGCAGAAGACUCUGCCAGAAAUGACUGAACUGGUAUUAAAGUAUAGACCUGACAUAUUUUGGUCGGAUGGUGAUGGCGAAGCUGAAGAUGCGUAUUGGAAAUCUACAAAGUUUUUAGCUUGGUUGUAUAAUGACAGUCCAGUUAAGGAUACCGUUGUUGUCAACGAUAAAUGGGGAAAAGGAACGGCGGGUCGGCAUGGGGGUUAUCACAAUUGUGGCAAUAACUACAACCCUCGUGUUCUCCAUAAGCACAAGUGGGAGAAUGUGAUGUCAAUUGACAAAGAAUCGUGGGGAUAUCGACGAAAUGGCAAAUAUGAGGACUAUCACACGGUUAAAGAGCUGAUUCACAUGUUGGUCGAGACCGUUAGUUGUGGCGGUAAUUUGUUAAUGAACAUUGGCCCGACAGGCGAUGGACGAAUCCCGUACGUCUUUCAGGAUAGGUUGUUAGGCGUGGGGCAGUGGCUAUCAGUUAACGGUUCAGCUAUUUAUGGCACUCGACCAUGGAUUGUACAAAGAGAUGCUUUAUCGACAGUAUGGUAUACAGCCUCAAAGUCAUCAGUUAACGCUAUUGUACUCGAAUGGCCCCAAAAUAACACACUAGUGUUAAGAUCCGCCGUAAGUCUAUUUAAGGAAGGUACGACGGUCAGCUUGUUGGGACAUUCCGAGAAUUUAGCGUGGCAGCAUUCGAAUGGACAUAUCAGUAUACAGUUUCCAGACAAAGCCACUGUCGAAGUAUCUUGGGCGUGGGUCUUACAAAUUCAAAGUGAUAAAUAAAUAAUUAUAGGAUUCCUUGUGUUGCGCGAAGUUGUCUCUUUACAAUAAUAUAAGUUGCCAGGGUUUUGUUUAUUAGCGUAUUUCCUCGAGCGGGAAGGAUAUAGUUAUUUCGUAUGUCAAAGGAAAGGUAACUUUUUGUAAUUGCUCUACAACAAAGUAUUACAAGAUGUAUCAUUAAUAUAUUGUGAAACAUUCAGGGUGAAAUUCCGUGUACAAAUUUAGUUCAUGUUCUGAAAUGCUAUGCGAGAUAAAGGUGGUUGAAUAUUG